Molecule: messenger RNA, 539 nt
Organism: Exserohilum turcica Et28A
Lineage: Eukaryota; Fungi; Ascomycota; Dothideomycetes; Pleosporales; Pleosporaceae
Exons: 1
Coding region: 208-510 (100 amino acids)
Source: RefSeq, a predicted model, not a curated record
ACAUGGCAGUGGUACGUCUGCAAUGGCUAGGUGUAGGCUUGCUGCCCAUGACAAGUGCGUGGCCAAUCGCUACAAGCCUGGUGUAGCGCCACCAAAAGCUUAAAGGUCGCUAACUUGGGCCUGCAAGGACCGGCACCCUCGAAAAAAAAAGACCCUGUACAACAGCAGUGGCUUUGACUACGCCCAAAAACGCAAAAUCAUCUUACGAUGCAUCUCCUUUUUCGAGCCUUAUUCCCGACAACGACAACAAAACACCAACCACCUUCUCGCGCUCCUGUUCCGACCAACACCCUUGCUUCAGCGCCUUACACCAUUUCCAUCCGCUCUCCCAACAAAAACUGGCUGCAAGGAACAUCCCCAAUCCGCUCUCGUCCAAUCAAUAUCCGACCACCUCAAGCCUUCUGUCGUGCGAACCUGUGCUACCCUGAUGUUGCCGCUACACACAGGGACGAAGCAUAUUUCCCACAGACCUUUUGUACUGGCCACAAACACCAAGCCUUUUUUGCCUAGGCGCCGUCGUAGGCACCUUGUCAUGCAAC